AUGGCUUCCGGACACAACUCAGCGUUCUCCGCGUCCCUCCAACACCGCGUCUUGGGUGAUGGGCGCUCUUCAUUCAGUCAGGACGGUGGCUCGGCGGACGGGAGCUGGAACGAUGCGGUCCCCAGAUCAGGGCGCAAUGGAAGAUCUGGCUCUGGAGGUAGUGCCACUACGGGCGGGCGAGGAGCGUCGCUAGCCCCGUCCUUUGGCGGGCCUGGUAGCUUCAGCGCGGAGCUCCAGAGCAUGAGUUCACGGAGUGUCACGCCGCGCCCCGACGGUACCUACACGAGACGAGCCAGCAAAUCGAUUGGCGAAUAUGACCUACAUACGACCGAAGAGCGACAAGCGGUGAUUCGAGAUAAAAUCGCGAAGGAGAUGAAGAUUAAAACUGGAACGGAAAACAUGUUGGAGGCACUGUUGGCAAAGCCCCCAAAGCAGACCAAGGAUCAGCGUAUACGAGUGGAAUCGGAACUGAGCACAUCCAACCGCAAGCUGGCCCAGCUGCAACAUGAGCUGGAAGAGGAGCUGCUUCGUGCGCAGGCGCCAUCUACAACGCCCCCGCGCAGUCGCAUUUCAAGCCUCUUCCGAAGUAGUCCUAUGCGCUCGCCAUCGCGGAACAACAACUUCCCAGAACCUGUUGACGAGGAACAACAGGAGUACGAGGAGGGAGAUAUGGAGUCGCCAACCUAUGUUCUUACCGAAACACUCCAGGCCCUAGAGAUCGAGGGCAUGUCUCCCGAUUUCUACGUCGAGCGCGCUAACAACUUGGUUGAACUGUUCAAGCGGCAUCCUACGCUAAAAUACGAUCUCGCAUGGCCUGUUUUUGGCUUGCGCGUUCAAGUAAUGCUUCUCAGCGACAGCAAGGAGGUGGUGGCUGCUGGUUAUCGGCUUACCCGCUACGCCAUAGCGGAUCGAAAGUCCCUCCAAACGAUUCGAGCAUUGCAUACCGAUGAGCUCGUUAUUUUGUCUCUCGUCAAAGAGAGCAAAGCCAGCAUUGAGAGGGAGCAAGCUCUCAAGUUUGUUAGAGCCUUCCUUGAUGUCAAAGAUGGCGUCAAGGAGAUAUCACAUGCUAUUGUGCGCACAAUAGUCUCCAUUGCUGAACAUCACGAAGACCGUCUGCGGAACAUAUCAAUCAUGACCCUUGCGGAGAUGCUGGUCAAAGAUCCCGAGCUCGUUGCUGCGGCUGGCGGUUUUGCUGCUUUGCACGAUGCUUUAUCCGAAGGCACAUUUGGCGCUUCAGAGAGUUUAAUCUCAAGCUUCUUACAUGUCCUGGACACUCCACGCAGUCGAAAGUACCUUCAGGGGUGUGAACUAGAAGCCGUCCUAGCGCCCUUUACUGACUCCUUGGCUGAUUCUCUGCGUCAUGGCCGGUUAAAAUCUGCAGCGCGUGCGAUCUCUGCAAUGCUCAAAACGUGGCCGGGCCUUGUGAUUCUGGCAAGAAAUGGGGCGCAACCACUCAAGUCUCUUCUUGAAUCACUCCACUACCCUGAUCCUCAAGCUCGCGAUCUCCUUAUGGAGCUCUUAUUCGAUGCCUUGCGGAUAAAGCCACCAUCCUGGUCAUCGUCAUUCCUUGCGGGUAGAAGACUCACGACAUACGGAAGAGUCUCAAACCUGCGCGCUGAAACUGAAUCGAAACUUACCCGCGAAUUCUCCGACGCCAGUAGUAACAAAUUCGAUCUCACAGCACACUUCUCGACCCUCAUAUUGGCAGCUUUGAUCGCAGCCGGGCUUCCAAAGGCACUGUCGGAUCUCAUUGAAGAUGAAACGGAUCCCUCCCUCCGACGCAAGGCCACUCUCCUCUUGACCGAAGUACUCAAACUUGCUCAUCACUCGUUGCCGUCAAGCGUCAGUGCCAAACUUCAAGUUCUUCCCCAUCUUCUUCCUCCCGCAAUCCAACAUGACUUCGAAAAUCAUGACGUCUCUACCUCGACCAUCUUUCAAAUCGAGAGCAUCAACCGAACACUGGCACGCUCUGGAGGCCUUUCCAAUGGUGCAGGCCGAUACAUGGAUGCCGAAAUAUCACUUUCUCUGCUACCUGGUGAGCAAGGCAAAGACAAGCUGAGCCCAUCCAUGGACGAGCAAACAUUCCGUAAUGCAAUAUUGGAGACCCAUGUGUUGAACACGGUCAACUACAUCAAAUGGAAGUGGGACCUCAUCCAUCGCCUUGUUGAGGGCCCUCUCACAAACCCCAAACGCAUGGACGAGGCCAUCAAAGGUUCCAAGUUCAUGAAGCGUCUCAUUGGGUUCUACCGACCUUUCAAAUAUCGAUUUGCGAUGGUCCCGAUUUCAAAGGCGAACCAACGCUAUGUCCGAACAGGUUGUGCGUUGAUGCGGACCCUGGUCCAAACAUCCGAGGGUACCAAGUAUCUGGCCGAGAACAAGUUUCUGCGGCAAGUAGCAGAAUGCCUGGCGCAGCUUGACCGCAUGAGCGGUUUGACAUCUACUUCGCCCCUCUUUUCGCGCGAGCAAAUGGCCAAUACAUUGAGUGGAGGCUACUUUGCGAUGCUGGGGACGCUGAGUGCCGAUGCAAAUGGGCUUCUCAUGAUGGAGAGAUGGCAUAUGCUGAACAUGUUCUAUCAUAUCAUCGAGCUUCAAGACCGGAAUGAUCUUAUCCAAACCCUUCUGGGGAAUAUGGACUACAGUCGAGACAGCCACCUCCGAGUCAUGCUUUCCAAGGCUCUCACAAUUGGCUCGAAGGAUAUUCGCAUAUUUGCAACCAAGCUCCUCCGAAAAUAUGCCGUUGGAGACGUUGCCGUCAGUCCACAUGUGGCUAUUGGCAACGCUGAAUGGGUCGUGAAGCUCCUCGUGACUCAACUUUACGACCCCGACGUCACGGUCUGUCAGGUAGCUGUGAAGAUCCUCGAGGAGGCAUGCAACCAGCGUGACUACCUAGAGUUCGUGGUCAAAUGCCGCCCUUCUCUUGAUCACCUCGGGGAGAUCGGCGCACCGCUACUCCUGCGCUUCCUGUCAACCUCCGUCGGCUACCAUUACCUAGAUGGCCUGGACUAUAUUACGCAGGAAAUGGAUGACUGGUUCCUCGGUCGAAAUGACUCGUACGUCGCCCUUGUGGAAGCGGCUCUGUCUCGAGCCUACAUCGAUCAGCCACGACGGAGCAGUCUUGCACCUGAGGACUUGGUGGAUAUGCAGGAUGUCGGAGUCGUUCCACCCCAUUUCUACCGAGAACUCGCUCGGACAGCCGAGGGCUGCAAGCUGCUGGAGCAGUCCGGGCAUUUCAAUGAGUUUGCUUGGACGAUUCGGGACUUCCGUCUGGAAGAGGAAGAUACUGAGGUGCUUCUCAAGGUCAAAGGAUGUCUCUGGGCCGUGGGCAAUGUCGGAUCUAUGGAGCUCGGUGCGCCAUUCUUAGAGCCUGAGAUCGUGCAGCGAAUCGUGGCGAUUGCCGAGAGUGCCGGUGUGCUGACCAUGCGAGGCACUGCCUUUUUCGUCCUGGGAUUGGUCUCUCGUAGCAAGCAUGGACUGAAGGUUCUGCGGGAGCUGGGAUUGGACUCUGCUAUUGACUCGGAAGGAGAUUCGCUGGGUCUUUGUCUUCCUACCGACUUCCGCACUCUGUUUUUGAUUUCCUUUCCUGGCUACAAUUCCGAGGCCAAACGAACCCCACAGGACAAACUAAAGGAGGCCACCACAGACUCGGACCAGACCAACCAGAAGAUCUUGAAACUGAUUGUGGAUAUGGGGAAUACUGUUCUAUCGAAGCGAUCGGCAGCAGACCUGCACAGCAUCAAAUCCAAGCAGCCUGAACGAUUCCACCAAGUCCAUCUUUUCCGCAAAGCGCUCUGCAUCCUUGAGAGUCAUCAUUUCCGGUUGCCAGCACGACGUUUUGCUCUAGACCUUUUCGACAAGAGCGUGAUGCGGCGAAUCGUUCUCGAGGACGAAUCCGAUAGCUCGGAUUCGGACUCGUCAACAUGAGUCACAAUAUAACUCCUCCUCUUCUUC
This is a messenger RNA of Penicillium cinerascens, 3948 nucleotides long. Its product is annotated as putative cytosolic regulator Pianissimo. Gene Ontology annotation, cellular component: TORC2 complex. The transcript has 4 exons. Gene Ontology annotation, biological process: TORC2 signaling. Lineage: Eukaryota; Fungi; Ascomycota; Eurotiomycetes; Eurotiales; Aspergillaceae. The record is from RefSeq and is a predicted model, not a curated record. The coding region runs from base 1 to 3921 and encodes 1306 amino acids.